This is a messenger RNA of Argiope bruennichi, 9699 nucleotides long. RefSeq names its product tyrosine-protein phosphatase Lar-like. The transcript is spliced from 40 exons. Bases 440 to 6625 code for a protein of 2061 amino acids. The record is from RefSeq and is a predicted model, not a curated record. Gene Ontology annotation, molecular function: protein tyrosine phosphatase activity; protein binding. Gene Ontology annotation, biological process: protein dephosphorylation. NCBI's taxonomy places the organism in Eukaryota, Metazoa, Arthropoda, Arachnida, Araneae, Araneidae.
AACAGAAGAAAAGUUAAAAUGUAGAACUGUUUAGAAUUCAGUUAGGGUUCGAAGUCAUUUUUUUUAAUUGUUUGAAUUUUAAAUUUAUUAUUUGAGAAAUAUAAGAAGAAGCGAUUGCCGCAGGUCAAGACGAGCCAGCGCUGGCCCAGGGUCAGUUGCGAAACUUUUAAUUCGUCCCCUCCUCCUUUGAUCGCUGAAAGUUAAUAAAAGGGGUCGCCAGACGGUCCUCAGCCAACCGUAUGAAGUCUCGUUCCACGCCAAAAUGACGUUAAAGUAGACUUCCUGUGGAAGUGGUGUAUCACAGCCCAAAUCGAAGUUAAUAUUUGACACCACUUUAAAAAAAAUGGCUGAAAACUAUUUGAAGAGGCUCGUCUUUGAAGGAUAAGAGUGUCAACGUAGAAAAGGACUGGUUCGAUUGCCUAAGCUUCCCUAGUCCGAGAUGGCUCUCCUGUGGCUUCCUUUAAUAAUGUGUGCGCUGUUGACUUGUGCCUUUAUCGCUUGCGAAUCGGCCGAAGGAGAUUUCUCGCAAAGAGAAUACGUCAAAUAUUUAACAAAUCCACCUGCUAUCGAGACUUACCCACAAGAUCAGACUGUGGCGAGUGGUGGAAUCGCAGUGUUUGUCUGCACGGCUGUCGGUAACCCUAACCCUCAAAUCGAGUGGCGCAAAAAUGGCAAAAGAGUGACAACGCAGCGAUAUGCAGCUAUAGAUAUGCCCAAUGGCUCGGUGCUUAGAAUCGAACCUGUGAGGGCUGGAAGAGAUGAUGCUACUUAUGAAUGUGUGGCUGAGAAUGGCGUUGGGGAACCUGUAAGAGCUCUUGCCGAUCUUGUGGUUCUUCCCGAGGAUUCAUUGCCCCCUGGAUUUCCGCGAUUUGUAAAACAGCCAAAUAUGCAAGGAAUUGAAAAGGGUCGUAGUGCAAUCCUUCCAUGCCAGGCAGAGGGGGAUCCUGAGCCAAAUAUUAAAUGGUUAAAAAAUAUGAUACCAUUGGAUAUGACUAUUCCUCGAUAUUCCUUGCAUCAAGGAUCUUCAUUGCAAAUUUCUGAUGCUGAAGAGGAAGAUCAAGGAAAUUAUGAAUGUAUGGCUGAAAACAUUCAUGGAUCUGCAUUAUCAGUUAUGGCCACAUUGUUUGUAAGAGUGAGACGUGUUCCACCGUAUUUUUCAAUCAGACCUGAAAAUUUAUAUGAAGUGAUGCCUGGAAGUUCCCUAAACAUUACAUGUGUAGCUGUUGGUUCACCAAUGCCAUUUGUGAAGUGGAGGAAAGGUCUAAUGGAUAUAACUCCUGAUCAUACUAUUCCAAUUGGGAGAAAUGUACUUGUGUUAACUGACAUCAAUGAGUCAGCCAAUUAUACAUGCAUUGCAGCUUCUAAAUUGGGUACUCUUGAAACCACAGCUCAAGUUGUUGUACAAGCUCUCCCUAGACCUCCAACAAAUGUUAGAAUAUCUGAUGUAACAGCCACAUCUGUACGUUUGUCAUGGUCCUAUGACAUUGGAUCUGAAAACAUAAUUUAUUAUGUUAUUCAAUACAAACCAAAACAGGCCAAUCAAGAAUAUAGUGAAAUCAGUGGAAUCACCACCAUGUUCUAUACAGUGCGUGAUUUGAGCCCUUAUACGGAGUACGAAUUUUACGUCAUUGCUGUUAACGGUAUUGGACGGGGUUCGCCGAGCACACCUGUUGUGGCCACAACUGGCGAAACAGAUUACAGGACUGAGCCAGUGGAGUCCUUUGGAGGCAGCAAACCUGGUAGUGCUCCCAGAAAUGUCCAAGCCAGGCCACUGAGUUCCAGUACUGUUGUCAUUCAGUGGGAUCCUCCAAAAGAGCCCAAUGGACAAGUAACUGGUUACAAAGUGUAUUACACUACACGGCCGAAUCUUCCCACCUCAGCCUGGAAUACUCAGCCUGUAGAUAAUAAUCAAUUAACUACCAUUAGUGAUCUUACCCCCCAAACCAUUUAUACCAUUCGUAUCCAAGCUUUCACUAGUAGAGGACCAGGACCACAUUCAGCUCCUGUUCAAGUUAAAACUCAGCAAGGAGUUCCUAGUCAGCCAAGUAACUUGCGUGUACUAGCAACUUCCUCAACAACGGUCCAUGUGUCCUGGUCCAAACCUUCUCAUUCUGGGGAAAAAGUUAUUGGGUAUGAUCUUUACUGGAAUGAUACCUUCACUCAACAACAGUAUCACCAGAGUUUACCUGAUACAGAUUCUUUUACAUUGACUGACCUAUAUCCAGAUACUUUAUAUUAUGUUUGGGUAGCCGCAAGAUCCAGGCAGGGGGAAGGUGCUGCAACGCCACCAGCUCAAGUUCGUACAGAUCAAUACGUGCCUGGCGCCCCUCCCCAAGAAGUUCGCGGCAAUGCCGUUAACUCCCGCUCCCUCCAAGUCACCUGGAAACCCCCUCCCCGUGAACAACAGAAUGGCGCCAUCAUCUAUUAUAAGAUCAAGUAUCUGAAAGCGGAGUUUGGAGACGACUUGGUUAAAGCCCAGGAGAUUAGAGUCGAGGCUGACCAACUUUCAUAUAUAAUAGGAGGGCUGGAAAAGUGGACAGAAUAUAGAGUCUGGGUCAUUGCUGGAACGGAAGUGGGCGAUGGCCCACAUUCGUUACCAAUUAUCUUACGCACGGAUGAAGAUGUUCCUGGAGAACCAAGGCAGGUAAAAGUGGCCCCCAUUAACAGCACAGCUAUUACUGUGAGGUGGAAACCUCCAGCUAACAAAGAUCGAAAUGGUCUGAUUCGAGGAUAUCAGAUCCAUGUGCAAGAAGUGACAAAUGAAGGAGAUUUGGUGAAUGAGCCUAAGAGAUAUGAUGUUGCUGAUGAAAAUGCUGAGGAAUAUAAUGUCACAAAACUUCAGCCUGAAACUCUGUAUGCAGUUCAGGUUGCAGCUGUUACUAGAAAAGGGGAUGGAACUCGCAGUCGUGUCAAGACUGUGAAGACUCUAGGAGGAGUUCCUACUCGCCCCGAAUUGACUGCUCAACUUAUACAAGAAGAACCUAAUCUUGUUGCUCAAAUCCAGUGGUCUCGUCCUACAAAUAUAUAUGGACAGUUAGUUAACUACAAAUUAAGAUAUGGUCGUGCAGAUACUCAACAGAUGGAAGAAAGAACAAUUAAUCCACUAGACCAAGUUCAUCAGAUUCCUAAUUUAGAUCGUGGGGCCCGUUAUGAAUUUUAUCUAUCUGGCAAAAAUAAUGUUGGUUGGGGUCAAGAGGCUUAUACAUAUCUUGAUACACCCGAAGGAGUUCCAACUGCACCACCGCAAAAUUUGUCACGUCGUUUACAAAGUCCCACUGGUGUUGUGAUCACAUGGAGUCCUCCUGUUCAGCAAUUUAGGAAUGGGCAGAUCACUCACUAUGGUAUAAAGUUUCACAAAAGCUCUGAUGGCUCUGUAAUGGAAAGAAAUACAACAGAAACAAGAAUGGUCUUCAGUAAUUUGGAUGAAAAUACAGAAUACACUUUCCAAGUAAAUGCCUUUACUAAGAAAGGUGCUGGCCCAUGGAGUCCAAGAAUGACAGUUCAAACACCAGGUGAUGUACCUCCUGCUCCAACAAAUGUCCAAGCUGUUGCAACAUCAGAUCAAUCUGUAGAAGUUUGGUGGGAUCCAGUACCAUAUUUUCUGGAUAUUCUAGGAUAUGAGGUAUUAUAUAUUCAGGCUCCAGUUGAAGAUUUAGAUAAAUGGUGUAAUAAAAGUGUUCCUUUGACAUGGUCAGCUGAGCUAACAGGUUUAGAUAGUCAUGCGAUGUAUGCUAUAAGGGUGGCUGCAAGAACACGUACGGAUUUGGGUCGUUUGUCAGAACUCAUCACAGUACGUGUAGCACCUACAGAUGUGCCCACUCAGCUUAGAGCUCAAGAUGUGACAACUCAUAGUAUGUCCUUAUCUUGGAGAAGGCCAUCAAAGUUAGAUCCUAUAAAAUAUAAGAUUUCUUAUGGAGCUCAUAAAGAGUUUUAUGACAGUCAAGGCAAUUUGCAAAAGUUGCCGAUUCCCACCCAUACUGUUUUUGUCGAUGCAAGCACAACCAAUUAUUCGGUUGAUAAUCUCAUGCCUUUCACUAGUUAUCAAGUUAAUAUAACUGCUGUACCUGCUGAUGAAACAUUUAGACCACCUGCUAAGAUUACUGUAACUACAGCUAUGGCAGCUCCAAAGCCUAUGGUGAAACCUGACUCAUUUGGUGUGAAAAAUGGUUGGGAAAUAACUGUUAUUUUACCCAAGGCUUCUGAAGAGUAUGGUCCUAUCAGUCAUUAUUUUCUUGUUGUUGUUCCUACAGAAGAAGCUACUAAAGAUCCAGGAGAAUUUACUAUUGAUGAAUUAACUGCUACUCCAUCAGAUCAGGUUGGACCUUACAUUGCAGCUAAAUUUUUACAUCGAUCUAUGCCAGAAAUUUUUCCUCUAGGAGAUGGUAAAAUGUACAAUGGUUAUCUGAACAGAAGAUUAUUGCAUGAUCAGAAAUACAGCAUAUUUGUUCGGGCAGUUGUAGAUACACCUCAAAAAAGUCUGUAUACUAGCAGCCCUUUCUCUGAUCCUUUAAGCCUUGAUAUGACACCAAUCCGUGGCCCUACUCCAGCUAUUGAUCCAGGAAUAAGAGAUCGAAAUGAUCUUCCAGAUAUGUCUCAGAUUAAUAGUGAUACAGACAAAGCACAAAUUAUUUGGAUUGUUGGACCAGUAAUAGCUUUGAUUUUGAUUACUUUCUUUGUCAUAGCUGUAUUUUUGAUGAAAAGACGCCAAUGUUAUAGGAAUUUCCCCCACCUAUAUAGAAGGCGUCAGAUGGCGAAAACACCAGGAGGAGAGACCACGAUGAAGUUACUGAUGACCACAGCUGAGAGAGAGCUACCCACACAUCCCACGGACCCUGUGGAGAUUAGAAGAAUGAAUUAUCAAACUCCUGCUAUGAUUAAUCAUCCACCAAUUCCUAUAACAGAGUUGGCUAAUCAUAUUGAGAUGUUGAAAGCCAAUGAUAAUUUGAAGUUUUCUCAAGAAUAUGAGUCCAUUGAACCUGGACAACAAUUCACAUGGGAGAAUUCCAAUCUUGAAAUCAACAAACCUAAAAAUCGUUAUGCUAAUGUCAUAGCUUAUGAUCACAGCAGAGUUGUUUUACAAUCAUUGGAUGCAAUUCCUGGCUCUGACUAUAUAAAUGCUAACUACUGUGAUGGAUACAGAAAACAAAAUGCUUACAUAGCCACUCAAGGUCCUCUUCCUGAAACAUUUGGUGACUUCUGGCGAAUGGUUUGGGAACAACGAAGUGCUACAAUAGUCAUGAUGACCAAGUUAGAAGAAAGAACUCGAAUUAAGUGUGACCAAUAUUGGCCUACUCGAGGGACUGAAACCUAUGGGGUAAUGCAAGUCACUUUAUCUGAUGUACAGGAAGUGGCCACCUACUGCAUUAGAACCAUUCAUAUAAUGAGGUUGAACCAAGGAGUAACUGAACAACGAGAAGUCCGGCAGUUCCAGUUUACAGCUUGGCCAGAUCAUGGAGUACCAGAUCAUCCUACUCCAUUCUUAAUGUUUUUAAGGAGAGUCAGAAGUAUGAAUCCUCCAGAAUCGGGACCAAUGAUAGUGCACUGCAGUGCUGGUGUUGGAAGAACUGGAUGUUUUGUAGUCAUUGAUUCUAUGCUGGAGAGACUAAAACAUGAAAGCACAGUAGAUAUUUAUGGGCAUGUGACCUGCUUAAGAGCCCAGCGUAAUUAUAUGGUUCAGACUGAAGAUCAAUAUGUUUUCAUACAUGAUGCUGUUCUGGAAGCAGUUAUAGCUGGCAAUACUGAAGUUCCUGCUCGUAAUCUCUUUGCCCAUAUCCAGCAAUUGAUGCAAGUUACACCAGUAGAAGGAUGUACUGGAAUGGAGCUGGAAUUCAAGAAACUGGCUAACAUGAAAACUCAAUCCAGUAAAUUUGUGAGUGCUAAUCUGCCUGUGAACAAAUUUAAAAACAGACUAAUGAACAUUCUUCCAUAUGAAUCAACUCGAGUGUGCCUGCAACCAAUACGAGGAGUCGAUGGCUCUGAUUAUAUUAAUGCUAGUUUCAUUGAUGGUUACAAAUAUCGAAAUGCAUACAUUGCAACUCAAGGACCUCUUCCUGAAACAACAGAAGAUUUUUGGCGUAUGCUUUGGGAACAUAAUUCUAAUAUUGUAGUCAUGCUUACCAAAUUAAAAGAAAUGGGAAGGGAAAAAUGUCAUCAGUACUGGCCAAACGAGCGCUCCCAACGAUACCUCUAUUAUGUUGUCGAUCCUAUUACAGAAUAUAAUAUGCCUCAAUAUAUCUUAAGAGAAUUCAAAGUAACUGAUGCUAGAGAUGGUCAAUCCAGAACUAUCCGCCAGUUCCAUUUCACUGAUUGGCCUGAACAAGGUGUUCCAAAAUCAGGAGAUGGCUUUAUUGAAUUUAUUGGACAAGUUCAUAAAACUAAAGAACAAUUUGGACAAGAAGGUCCUAUUACUGUGCACUGCAGUGCUGGAGUUGGCCGAAGUGGCGUUUUCAUCACUUUGAGCAUAGUUUUGGAAAGAAUGCAGUAUGAAGGAGUUGUGGAUGUUUUCCAGACUGUGAGAACAUUAAGAACUCAGCGCCCUGGAAUGGUUCAAACUGAAGAUCAAUAUCAGUUCUGCUAUCGUGCAUCUCUAGAAUACUUAGGAUCAUUUGACCAUUACACUAAUUGAACUUGUGAGUGAACCUGUGUGCUUAUAUGAUUGACUCCGAGGUUUCAUCUUGCCAAAGCAUUCCUCUCUGCUUGCUUGGGACAGGAUGAUCAUACUAAAUUUUAUGUUAAGUAUUUCAAUAUUACAAGGUGCACCGAUCUAAACCAGUUAUUAAAUUGGUGCUGAACAGAACUGGAGAACAUCUUACUUAUAUAAAACAGUGCACAUCAGCUAAAAAAUAAAUUUUUGAUUUAGGUAAACCGAAGAAAAAAAAACAUGAAGCUUCUAGUUAAAAUGUAUGCCAACAGCUUGCCACUGCCAAAAGGUGGGCUUGUUUGUGGUACAUUGUUCCUGUGGCAGUAAUAGUGUAGACUCGACAUGCAGCAGCAAAUGCUGUGAAAUUAAAGUUAUCAUCACAUAUCCAAGCAUUAAUUGACCUUAUGCAUUUUUUUAAAAAAACAUAUCAUUUUGGUCACCUAUUUAAGUUCAUUUCUCUAUUGUAAUCAUCCAGUUUUGUGGCUGACGUUAGCAUCUAAGAAACAAAGUUGCUCAGAUAUAGUUGUGUCUAAUGGACUUCAUUGCGAACUGAAAGACUAUUACGUAAUGGACUUUUGCGAGUUAAUAUAUCUGAAUAGGUUAUGCACUGUUCAGCUGUGCAGUUAUAUUUCUUUUCUCUUUACUAGUUUUUUUACACUGAUAGAAUUUGAUAUAAAGGAUGAAAAAAAAUCAAUUACUGUCAUGAAUAAUGGACCCACCAGAUUUUUAUUGUUUCCAGAAUAGUAUUGGACAUUAACAAAACUGUUUUUGGAGCAUCUUUUUUUUUAUGUUGAUGUUUACAAAAAGUUUUGAAUAUGAAUCAACAUAUGGAAUUUGAACAUUUUUUAUAUAGUUUUGUCCUUUUUAUUUUCAGUUGCCUACUUUCAGGAGCUGAAAAUCAUUGAUAUCGUAAAACUUUUGUGUAGAAUGAAUUUAGUUGUACCUCUGACAAUUUUCUGUGAUAUCGUAAUUUUUUUUUCUGCUUUUAUACUGAAAUGAUGCACUAAUAUCAAUUUACUUAAGCAUUAAGUGAUUACUUUUUUUUUAUACGUCUACAAAAUAUAUCAGAUUAGUUAUAUAAUGGAGCCUAUUGGCACAUAACGGCUUCAUGUUAUUAUAUUGAUUAGCUAGAUGUCAGUUUGACUUUUAAUGCAAUUGCAAUUAAUAUUCUUAAUCAGAUAUUUAGAUAAUAAUCAUAUGAUGCAAUUAUACUAUAUACAGUGAAUGGUGGGUUAAUGAACAUUUUUGCCGGAGGAAAACAAAUUACUUUUGCUCCUUGCUUUGUUUUGCAGGUGCUUUUGAUAAUAAAUAUUAUGGAAUAUAAAAUGUAUGGAAUGUCAAAGACAUGUAUUAUUGUUAGUUAUUACAGAAAUGAAUGCAAAAAAUAUUAUUUAUUUCAAUCUAUAUUGAAUUUAUUUGUAACAAUUAUAUUGGUAAUAAUUUAACAAAUUUUAUUAAUAAUCUAUGGUAAAUCAAUCCAAAAAAUAAAUAUAAUCAGAUUAUUUUUAUUAACUAAUCACUCACUGUGUUUCUUUUUGAAAGAUUCUAUAUAAAAAAAAAAUGUCAAUUAUCACAUUGAAAAAAUUUGUUUACUAUUGGUGCUUUUUCUAAGUAGUCAUUUUUAUGAAAAACCACAUGGAAAUGGAUUAAGUGUAUUAAUCAAAACAUUCUACUCACAAAGAAAAAGAAUGGAAUGAUUUUUUCCCCCCAUUUAUUUUUUUUAAAUCUAUUUUUCUUAACACGGGUAUAUAUAUUUUUGUUCUACUUCAUAACUAUAUGUCUUUUAUAAAUAAUUCUUUUCAUUUUGAAUCAUUUUGUGUUUUUUUCUGUCCCAUUACUCGUUCUUUUAUAUUUAUGUACACUUUGUAAGUAAGCUUUCAAAAUCUGUACAUUCGGUGAAUUUUAUUUUGUAAUAGUGCUAUGAAUUUUAUUCCAUGUUCCGAGAUCUCUUUUAGCUAACAAAAGUUGUCAGAUAGUUGCUAUAUUUUAGUUUUUCACAAAGAAAGAGGGAGAAAGUUUUAAUCCCAUGUAGUUCUUAGUUUGAAACUAAGUUAUCGUGUGUAAAUAUGUACAUUAUUGAAAUAGUAUAUUCCUAUUGUGAUUGUCAUGAGCUGUGUUGUCUUAAUUAUGAGGAGUUGCUUGUGUAAUUUUUGUUUUAAUAUUCAACUCGGAAGUUUACUUAAGUUUUAAAUUGAAUGAGUAUUGAAAAUCCUUCCCUUCCCAAAUAUCUCAAGAAAAAUAUAAAUAACUAAUACUCAUUAGUAAAAGAAUAAUAAAUCGUAGAAAAUAUACAUUACAUUUUUUUUCAUUUUCAUUAUAAAUAAUAAGAAAUGCUUGAUUUCAUAUUUUUCUAAAUUGUAUUUAAAAAAUUACAAUUGCUUAUUUAAUACUUAUAUUUUGUUUUACACUGCCAAAAUCUGCGUAAUUUGUCCAUUUAGUGUAUGUGUGUAAAUGUAAAGUCUUCAUGAAUGUAUUAUUUUUUGAAUAUAUUGUGUAUAUGUAUGUGACAAAGUAGAAAUUUUAUUUUCUCAAAUAAUGCAAUUUUUUUAAUGAACAUUUUCUAGUUGAACUUGUGUUUUAAUCGUUAUCUAUGUGUCAGUAUACUUGUUACAGUUCUAAAUUGUUUAGAAUUUCUAUUGUGAAACUAUAUCAUUUUUGUGUUAUAGUUUUUUAUACUUUUUUUUAAAAAGAAUCGCUUAUUCUAAACUGAUUUUUUGGAUGUCUGUGAGUUUAAGUUUCUUUGUGAAACAAGUGAUCUCUGUGUACUUCAUAUGAAUUUUAAAAAAUUUUAUGAGACCUAAUUUUAAGAAAGAGCAGCUUGUAACAGAAUGAUAUGUCAUUAUGUGUUAACGCAAUAGUUAUUGAAUUGUUUGUACAAAAAUUAAAUCGAACUUUUUGUUCCUUAUGUUACUAAUGAAAUUUCGAAUGUCUUAGAUAAGUAUUUAUUUUUGUAUGAUUGAAAGUGACUAACUUAAAAUGUGUAGCCUUGUCAAGUGAAUUGUAAAUCAGCUUUUCGAUUUUUUUUUAUUGCACAUUAUAUAAAAUCAUUUAUAACUCCA